Molecule: messenger RNA, 709 nt
Organism: Carya illinoinensis
Lineage: Eukaryota; Viridiplantae; Streptophyta; Magnoliopsida; Fagales; Juglandaceae
Product: SKP1-like protein 11
Exons: 1
Coding region: 41-667 (208 amino acids)
Biological process (GO): SCF-dependent proteasomal ubiquitin-dependent protein catabolic process
Cellular component (GO): nucleus; cytoplasm
Molecular function (GO): cullin family protein binding
Source: RefSeq, a predicted model, not a curated record
CCUCCAACAAGUUACUGUUUCUUGAGAACAUCCAGCGAUCAUGGCAUCGUCGUCGAUGCAGAGUACUACUGGCCGGAUGCUGAAGUUGAAGAGCAAAGACGAUGAAACUUUCGAGGUGGAAGAGGCCGUGGCCGUGAAGUCCCAAAUCAUUAAGUACAUGGUCGAGGACGGCGUUUCUAAUGGGACGAUCCCGUUGCCAAACGUCGACGGCAAGACCCUGGCCAGUGUGCUUCAGUGGUGCGAGAAGCAUGCCGAUCCUACUGUCACUGAGGAUGAACUCAACAAGUACGACGCUAGUUUUAUCGACGUUGAUCAGGCUGUUCUCUACGACCUUCUCUUGGCAGCAAACUACCUCAAUAUCGAGGAGUUUUUGAAACUGGCAUUCAAGAGGGUUGUCGACAUGAUUAAAGGAAAAAGUCCGGAUGAGAUACGCACAGCCUUCAACAUCAAGAAUGAUUUCACCCCCGAAGAACAGGAAGAAGUCAGAAAGGAGAGUGCUUGGGCCUUUGGCUCCAGAUGUAUCUCAAAUAUUUUCUCCUCCUCUUCUUUUUGUUCUUUUGUUCUUUUUUUUUUUUUUUUUCUUUUGUGCGAGAAGCUUGUAUUCUUCCUUCCCUUUUGCUGCUUGUUUAGUUUCUUGAGCAGCAGGUUUUAUUGCAUUGUAAUAUAAUCAGUUUUCAGUGAAUAUAAUACGUCCUUAGUUCUCUCUUAA